AUGUCGUUUUUUUAUAAGGGAAAAUCGCCAAUGGAUGAAAUUCCAGUUCAUGAAAUGACAAAAUAUAAUCAAGCUCAAACAACAAUACGACGAUAUAUAACGAAUGAAACAUUGCAACGAAAGAAGAGACGUAAGAAAAAAGAUUCGCAACAUCAUCAUUUGCAUCGGAAUAUCGGAACACAACGUUGGAAUUUUAUUCGAGCAGAUUCGGAGCAAUCCAUUGAUCCAACGGCUGGAAAAGGAGUAGACAACACAAGCAUGAAUUCUUCCGAUGGCAAUACACGAGUUUUACAUAAAAAAUCAUUUCGUAAGAAGAAGCAUCCCAAGACUAUCAUUCAGCUCAAACAAGAACGAAUCAAAAAGAAUGAAACCAUGUUUAAGGAGAUCGAAAGCUCAAUUCGAGAUCAAAUUAAGGAUGAUGAUCUGGACAGUGCAAUUGCAAUACUUAAAGACCAGAGAUUUGCCUCAUCUAACCGUGAUGUAACCAGCCUACUUGCCAAGCGACUAGAUGAUCAAGCUGAUAAACGCAUAAACGAAACAGUUGGAGUGGAAUCUUUUCGUCAAAAAGAUAACAAAGGAAAGAAAGAGCCUGCCAUUUCAGCAAACAAUGAAAAGCAACCAAGCAGCAUACCGUCUUUGCCGAAUUUGUAUCAGGGUAAAUCCUCAAACAAGAAGGCUACUUCCUCCAAAGACAGGAGGUCCAACAUUUCACACUUGGACAAUCUCGAAGAAGAAUCUGACGAUCCUUUCCAUGACUUGUUUAAUCGUGACACCGAUUUUGUCACGGAUGACAUGAUUCCCGCAUAUCAAACCAUUCACCCAUUAGAGUUGGAAAUGAAGGAAACGAUAGAUUUUCCAUCAGACUUGUUGGAGGGUGACGAAGAGCUCUACAUCGAAGACUCAGAUUACAUUGAUUACAAGAAGAGAUUAACGGAAGGCUAUGAUUCAGAUUCAGAUCACGAAAAAUUAGUUGCAGAGGAGCUGGACGAAAAGGCUAAAUAUCGACAAAAAGCACACAACUUUACAGCCAUGUGGUUUUUGCCACCGUCACAAUGGACCUCAAAUGCGACAGAUGAAAAAAAGAAGAAGAAAGACAAGCAACUUCACUCUGAACAAGUAUUGAAUCAGCAGUUGCAAGAUCUUUCCAGUUCCAAACUUUUCAAAUCCUUUCUCGUGAAAUCGAAUGCAUCUGUGCCGAAUUGGUUGAAAAAUGUGAACGUUUCUAAAAAUCAAAUGGAGCAUGAAAAGAGUGCUGCAGUAAUACCAGCGAUUAUUAAGAGCCUUCACAAUGAUAGUGUGGUAUUGUAG
Molecule: messenger RNA, 1308 nt
Organism: Naegleria lovaniensis
Lineage: Eukaryota; Heterolobosea; Eutetramitea; Acrasida; Naegleriidae
Exons: 1
Coding region: 1-1308 (435 amino acids)
Source: RefSeq, a predicted model, not a curated record